Molecule: messenger RNA, 3640 nt
Organism: Lytechinus pictus (painted urchin)
Lineage: Eukaryota; Metazoa; Echinodermata; Echinoidea; Temnopleuroida; Toxopneustidae
Product: carbohydrate sulfotransferase 11-like
Exons: 4
Coding region: 429-1622 (397 amino acids)
Biological process (GO): carbohydrate biosynthetic process
Cellular component (GO): membrane
Molecular function (GO): sulfotransferase activity
Source: RefSeq, a predicted model, not a curated record
GAUGUUGGGUCAGACUAGCCUGCUCAAAACACACAAUCCAAUCUUCUUUCUUAUCUGUAUUGUUACUCUACUCAAGGCGCUGGACUUAGGCCUUCGUAUCAACACAGGUAAUCGACGGGGGCCAAUGCUAUAUGUGUGUUAGGAUCGAGAAAGAAUGCAAUAAAUAAUCAAUAUCUUCUCAUAUUCCGUCUUCAUGUACUGCGUGUAGCAUUAUGGCAUUUUAAAGUGUUGUUCAUUACUCAUUGAAGCAAACUUGGUCCCGCUAUAUUGUCAUCAGUUCUCCAUCCUUUUAUAUUUCUGUUUUAUCAAGAAGGAAUCAUGCAUGGAGCUUUACAGAUAGUGAUAUUAUAUUAAACCAUUCUAACAAAUGUUCACAUGUUGGACUAAUAGACGUGGAUUCUUCUAGAUUGAACACAGACCAGGGCCUCAUGAGGAUGAUACGGGGAAGGUUUAUGCGUCGAUGGGGUGUGAUGACUCUCAUCAUGGUUUGCUUUGUCUACAUGGCAGUAUACCUUUCAACAAGCCAGACAUUUGAUGUAAGCAUCAGCUUGGAAAAGCCACACAAAAACAUCCCACCUCCUUUUCCAUGGGAACAGCCAGACCACGCUCCAGCAGAUGGAGCAGCGGGACAAUUUUCUAAUCGGGCAAUUCGUGAGCAUCAUGACUCCCUUCAAAAUCUCACCGAGAAGCCAAAGGCGGAGACCGUUGAUCAGAAAUCUGAAAAAGAUGACAAUGAGAUGAAGGAAAAAGCGAAUGAAAAUAAUAACACCAUAGAUCAGUUCAUGUCAAUACAAAGUGAAAUCAACAGAUUGAGAGGAGAGAUGACAGAUCAAAGCUGUGCCAAGUAUCCUGAAUUGAUUCGAGGCGCUAUCACAGACAAUACAUAUCGCCAUAUAUACGUUAAUGACAAACAUAAUCUUCUCUAUUGUUUCGUCCCUAAAGUUGGCUGUAGCAAUUGGAAGAGGGUGAUGAUGAUACUGAAUGGGAGCAAGAAAAAGUUAAGCGAGAUUUCAUCUGAUGAAGUCCACUUUAACAACGGCAUGAAGCGCCUUGCUGGAUUCACACCCCGAGAUCGACAACAUAAAUUGGAAACAUACAAGAAGUUCAUUUACGUGCGCAAUCCAUUCGUGCGUUUGCUAUCAGCAUUCAACAAUAAAUAUGGGAAUAUUAUUCAGUACCGAAAGGAUAAAUACUUCCAGGGAUUUGCAAAAACCAUCAUGAAGCAAUUCAGACCGCAUGCAACAUCGAGAGAGCUGAGAACGGGUGAAAAUAUAACUUGGACAGAAUUUGUAAAAUUUUUGACUCAACCUAAGCGGCCAUUCUUUGACGACCAUUGGGAAGAAAUGUUCAAAAUAUGUGCACCGUGUAAGAUUAAAUACGAUUACGUGGGAAAUCUAGAAACUGUCGUAGAUGACGCAAAAUACAUGCUAACCGAUUUGCAGUUAGACUCAUUUGUUGACUAUCCGUCAAAAAGUAAUAGUCACCCCACAAACAGCACUGAAACGUUUGAAAAAGCUUUCCGAAUCUUGCCAAAGGACAGUUUACAAAAACUGUGGAAGAUUUAUGAAAAGGACUUUGAAAUAUUCGGCUUCCCGAAACCAAAAUUCAUCGAAGAACUUUGAACUGAAAAUAAAUGAGAUAAAAAAAUGUAUGAAACUUAAAUCGAUAGCAUUGGUGAUAAUGAUGUAAUGUAUUUCCUGCGUUGUGUACUUCGUUACCAAUUUACUGGUACAAGUAUAAUUCAACACCAAAAAUCAUAUCUUGAGCCUUCGAACCUGUCAAUUAUAAUCUUAUCGAUGAGUGGAUUGGUGCUGAUUAGAGAGUGGGAGUCAUGUGCCCUCUAUGUUAGCUCUGGAAAAGAAAACUUCCAAACACCAAGGUCCAAUCUGGACUAGGUGAGCAAGUGUUCUGGUAUCUGCUUAUACGUGACCAUUAUGUAUGACCUAGGCCCACUAGCAUACCUAUACGGGGGGGGGGGUGGCAGACUGCCCCCCACUGACGAGUCACAACUCAUGCAGGGGACGUAUGCCUGCCCCCCCCUGACGAGUCACAACUGAUACAGGGGACGUGCCCCCCUUUUGAGAAGCCAAAUUAAUAAUUUCUAAUGUAAAAAUGCAAUAAAAACAGACGUGUACCCCCUCUUUUGAACCUGAAGACCUUUUUUUUUUGCUUGUCAAAUUUUUUUUGUGGUAAGAAAUCCUUUAUUUGUGGUUGAAGACCUUUUUUUUUUUUUUCCUUGUCAAAUUUUUUCGCGGACGAAAUAUCCUCCAAAAAAUGUGCCCCCCUUCUGGGAAAUCCUAGGUACGUCAGUGCCUAGGCCCCGUCUUACUAAGAGUUACGGUUGAUCCAAUCAAUCGUAACUCUAUGGAAAUCCAUCAGUGUCAUAUUUUUUUCUGCAGGAAAUUUGCAAAAUGUUCUUUGUUAACAAAGGAAAACAAACCAAAUUGUCAAGAAAUCAAUGAAUUUAUGGGUAUACACUCAUUCAUAUGUAGAUAAAAUUUUUGAGCAAACAUGCAUUUUAUAUGUUGACUUUGCUGGCUUUCCAUAGUUGCAAUUGAUCGGACCAAUCGUAACUCUUUGUAAGACGGGCCCCUGUUCUCAUUAAAAAAAACUACUUUGGUAGCAAAAAUUAUGACUUCUUCUAUGACAGGAUAUACUUAGUGGUAGCGAGAUCCAAAGGUUUUUUCUACUCAUCCUGUCCAUGGGACAUCUGAUAAGUUUUCUCGUUCUAGAAAGCUAGCUUUACUGGUUUUAUAUAUUUCAUUUAAUUUCAUUGGAAUGCUAAUUAUCUGCUCAUUUGAAUAAAUUAGCAUAGUUUUGCAUGGAAAUGUGAUGUGAUUUUCAAUAACAUGUUAUGUGAAGAACAUGAACUUAUUGAUCUGAUAAAGAUAGAAAAAAAGUUCCGCCCUUAUUAAGGCAAUUUAUUAUUUGGUUAUCGCAUACUGCUUUGUGCAUGAAUUGUUACUCAUUUACAUAAAUUAACAUAUUUAGGCACCAAGUUGUGAUUUUCAAUAGUAUUUUCUGCCUUUGGAGUAUUUGAUCAGAUAAAGAUAUGGGUAUUCUUUACAUUUACCAUUGGAAUGCUGAUUUACAUGAAUGCAUAGAUUACUGUUCAUGUACGGGAAUUAACAUUUUAUGUUAUAGAUUAAAACAAAUUCUCAGAGGAAUUUCAAAGGUAUUGAACUGACAAAGAUUAUACAAAAAAAAUGAAAACCCUGUUUUGCAAUGUUAUAUUGUUAUUUACAUUGAAAUAUUGAUUUAUACGGAAAUAACUAGUAAUUUACAUAUAAUGGCAUAUUUCUGCUUGAAGAUUUGAUUUUCAAUAUUAUUUCCUGUAAGAAAUCUCUGAAAGAAAUAUACAAAAGGCUUCACACUACUAUAUUGUUUAUUACACUGAUAUAUUAAUUCAUGCCUAAAUUACUAGCAAUUUACAUAUAUUGGUAUAUUUCUGCAUAAAGAUUUGAUUUUCAAUAUAAUGUUCUGUGAGGAAAUUUGAAGGGGGAUUGAUCUGGCAGAGAUGUAUAAAACGUUUUAUAUUUAUAAAUAACGUGUUAUUUUAUAUUUUUAUCCCAUUGGAAUACCGCUUUAUGCAUGAAUUAGCAUUUUUGCAUGAAGAUGAAUAAAUAAUGAAAAAACAAUA